AUGCCACGCAGAGUGCAGGACCAACAUCCUGACGAGGACUUUAUGCAGACAACACGCUGCCCUGUAACGUCAUGUAUACAACCGAAGCUGUCGGGGUUACAGGAGGCUUUGGUCCAAUGGCAACCAGCCUCUGCCUGGGGCCACGGGGCACGCCUCAAAUCGAGACCGUGCUUCGGCUGGACGCCAAUUGAACCAGUAUGUCCGCCGUGGAGAUGCUGGACUCCGUGCCUGAACACCUCUUACUGGAGUAGCAUGGCGUUACAUUGGAAACAAAACGAGCGGCAAUCGGCUAAAGCCAGUGAGAUUCCGGACUAA
Molecule: messenger RNA, 315 nt
Organism: Trichoderma gamsii
Lineage: Eukaryota; Fungi; Ascomycota; Sordariomycetes; Hypocreales; Hypocreaceae
Exons: 1
Coding region: 1-315 (104 amino acids)
Source: RefSeq, a predicted model, not a curated record